This is a messenger RNA of Chironomus riparius, 2525 nucleotides long. The record is from the annotation of a GenBank genome assembly. Lineage: Eukaryota; Metazoa; Arthropoda; Insecta; Diptera; Chironomidae.
AAUUAGGAUAAGAUAGACAUAUACAGUAAAUAUUAGUUCAGUUAUGAGACUUUUUCAGAUAGAGACAGUGCUAGUGUUAAUAUCACUGAUUACACUAUCAAGUGGAUAUAAAGAAGAACCAAAUGAAUAUGAACAUGACAGUGUAAGACAUAUAGAUUAUGAACAAGAUCAAAUGCCAGUUAAAAUAAACGGUGCACAAAAAGUUAAACGAAUGCUUUUUUAUAAACAAAUGCCAAAUGAAUAUGAGCGUGAAAGUGUGAAUUAUGCUAUGGAUGAAAAUAAUCAAACACCAGCUCAAGAUAGAAACUGGCAAGUGAGACCAAAAGUUAAAAGAAUGUCACAAAAAGGUGGAAAAACUGUUCAUAUAUAUCUCAAAAAUGAAGACAAAGCUCAACAACGUUUAUCGAAACAAACCAAACGUUCUACAACCACAACAACGACUACAACUAAUAAGCCAGGCAAAACUGAAGAAAUUGAAACACAGACAAGAAAAACACCUGAAUUAACUACUAAAGCUGAUAAUAUUAGGAAUAUAGAAUAUACUGACACUAAAAAACCCAGUGACAGUCUUCCAUCAGGAUCUAUUCCAAGUCGUCAAACGGCAAAUCCAUUAGAUUCAGAAACAGAAUCAAGCAUUCAUCAUCCAGAGGUUAUUAAAGAAAAAAUUAAGAUUAAACAUCAUCAUCACCACCAUCAUCACAAUCAUGUUAAAACUGUGGUUAAAAAGGAGCCAUUUCCAGUCGAAAAAAUCGUCCAUGUACCAGUUGAGAAAAUCGUAGAAAAAGUUGUUGAGAAAAAGGUUCCAUACAAGGUAGAAGUCGAAAAAAUUGUCCACGUUCCUGUCGAGAAAAAGGUUGAGGUUCCAGUUGAAAAAAUUGUUGAAAAAGUCAUCCACGUACCAAAACCUUAUCCAGUAGAAAAACUUGUUGAAAAAAUAGUCAAAGUUCCGGUAGAAAUUCAAAAAUUUGUUGAAAGGAAGGUUCCAUAUGAAGUUAAAGUCCCAGUGCAUAUACCCGUAGAAAAAAUUGUUGAAAAGAUUGUACAUGUUCCACAACCAUAUCCAGUCGAAAAAUUUAUUGAGAAGAAGGUACCAUAUCCAGUAAAAGAAUAUGUCAAAGUUCCAGAACCCUAUCCCGUGGAAAAAAUUGUUGAAAAGUACAUCAAGGUUCCAACACCAUAUCCAGUAGAAAAGAAGGUACCCGUGGAAGUCCCAGUUCACAUCCCGGUAGUGAAAGAAAUUGAAGUCCCAAAACCUUAUCCAGUUGAAAAAAUUGUGGAAAAAUACAUAAAAGUCCCUACUCCAUAUCCCGUGAAAGUAGCUGUACCAGUUGAAAAAAUUAAAGAAGUUAAGGUUCCUGUAUUUAUUCCGGCUCCUCCACUUAAAGCAGCCCAUCAUCAUAACCAACAAAAUUCAAUAGAGAAUCCAUUUACUGGCUUCACUGGAAAUUUUAAUCUAGAUGAUUCAUUUUUUGCAGCAUCAAAAAAUCAUGAAAAUUUAAAAAAGAAACAUAGAUUUAAUCCAGAUAAUAAUUCUCAAGACGAUGAGCCAUAUAGAAGAAAUAUAAAUCUCAAGGGAAAUAGACAACAUCAACAUCAGCAGUUUAUGCAACAACAACAACAACAACAACAACAAAAUCUAUAUGAUCAACUUCAAAAGCAUCAAAAUCGCCAGAAUCAGGAACAUCAACAGCAGCAAAUCCGUCAAAUUCAGCAACAUCAACAGCAGCAGCAAAAUCGUCAAAAUCAGGAACAUAAAAAUCAGAUUAAUCAUCAACAUCAAAAUUUGAAUCAUCAACAGCAAAAUAACCCUCAACAAAAUCAGCAUCAGCAAAGGAAACCUGCCGAUAACAAUAUUAUUCAUCAUCAAGUGAAUAAUUAUCAAAAUAAUAAAGCGCAGCAGAAUCAACAGAACCAGCAGCAUCAAUCACACAAUCCACAAUUUGCAGUCGUAUCAAUCCCAAAGAAUUUACAAAAGAUCCCAUUCGAUACACCCCAGCCACCUAGUGGAUUUACAUUAAAUACUAACUUUAAUAAUAAUAACCAUAAUCAGAAGCAAAAUAAUCAAAAUCCUCAUCACUUGCCACUUUCACAAAAUCAAAAUGGUCCUGGAUCAUACUCUAUAAAUCAUCAUUUCCCUUCACAAACUUUAAAACCUGUUGACGAUCAUGUCACAGAAGCAAGCACACAAUAUGAAACAUUUAGUGCUUAUCCAAAUGGUCAAUAUGUGCAACAUGUUGUAACACCUCAAAAUUAUUAUCAGGCACAAAUGCCACAACAAGAAAUUCUUCCAAUACCACAACACCAAACCACAUAUAAUCUACAAGCUCAUCCUCAGCAACAAUUUGCACAAGCUUCAGAACCUCAGUAUCAAAUCCAAUAUCCUAAUCAACAGAUUAACCAACAAUUUCAACAGUCACAAGCUAUUGUAAAUCCUGAAGUUUUUCAACCAAGCUUUGGCAUACCUCAACAAUAAUCUCAAGUGGAAAAAAUAUAAUUCAGUAACUCCAACCAUACACUAAAGGCUG